CUCAAAUCUCAACUCUUGUUCAUUAGCAUCAUCUAAUCACAUCCCAAACAUUUCGAUUCACAGUCCCCUCGGCCGGCGAUGUCAAUCCAGUACCUGGGAUUUCUUCUGCUACUCCUGCAGGGCGUUUUGGCCUGCGAUCACGGCCCAUUAGCAGCCGGCCGCCGCUCCCUGAAGCAGGCGGCGCCGAAUGUGCCCCCGGCGGAAAGGCGGGAGGUGUACUCCAAUGGCCGGCUGUUCGACAUUACCCACCGGGUCAGCCCGACCCUGCCCACAUGGGAUUCGGCCCAAGGGCUGGGCCCGUUCCUGACGCUGGUGGCCAGCAUCAAGAACGGAUCCAAUGUCAACGUGGCCCAAAUCAAGCUCGUGGGUCACACCGGCACCCAUAUCGAUGCCCCAGGUCAUUUUUACCAGGAGUACUAUGAUGCUGGCUACGAUAUCGACUCCCUCGAUUUGGAUGUUCUCAACGGUCCUGCGUUGUUGGUGGAUGUUCCCAGGACCAGCAACAUAACUGCUGAAGUUAUGAAGUCGUUGCAAAUUCCAAAAGGAACGAGAAGGGUGCUAUUUAGAACUCUAAAUACCGAUAGGCAUCUUAUGUUUCAAAAGGAGUUCGACACAAGCUUCGUUGCGUUCAAAGCAGAUGGAGCAAAAUGGCUCGUGGAGAACACAGAUAUCAAGUUUGUUGGUCUUGAUUACUUAUCUGUUGCCACAUACGACGACGGCGGUUCAUCUCACCUUACUUUCCUUAAAAAUAGGGACAUAAUUCUGGUGGAAGGAUUAAAAUUGGACAACAUUGAGGCUGGGCUUUAUGAUGUUCAUUGCUUGCCCAUGAGGUUGCUGGGUGCCGAUGGAUCGCCAGCUAGAUGUAUUCUCCUCAAAUGAUACUCCUAAUUAAACACCUAAUUAAUUUAAGAUUGUCAA
Molecule: messenger RNA, 918 nt
Organism: Linum trigynum
Lineage: Eukaryota; Viridiplantae; Streptophyta; Magnoliopsida; Malpighiales; Linaceae
Source: the annotation of a GenBank genome assembly